Molecule: messenger RNA, 5444 nt
Organism: Dreissena polymorpha
Lineage: Eukaryota; Metazoa; Mollusca; Bivalvia; Myida; Dreissenidae
Product: tudor domain-containing protein 7-like
Exons: 31
Coding region: 218-3733 (1171 amino acids)
Biological process (GO): lens fiber cell differentiation; lens morphogenesis in camera-type eye; spermatogenesis
Source: RefSeq, a predicted model, not a curated record
CUCAACCCUGUGUGGACAGCGUCGUAAUUUAGAAUAAUAAUUUCUUUAGCUUUGAUUCUUAAUCUUUGAUAUUUAUUAUAGGCACUUUAUAUAAAACCAUAUUCGAAGUACACUGUACAACGUUUAAGUUCAGUUGACAUUUUACCGUUUUAUUACAUCAGCAAAAAUUAAGAAAACGAAUUUGCACUGACAUUGUGGAAUCUGGAAACAAAACAAAAUGGAAGAGGACAAAGAGCUGAAAAAUGUCAAGUCCAUGCUGAGGUCAGUGUUGAUGAGCAGCAAGGAUGGAGUGCCUGCCUAUCAGGUGCAGAGAGAUUACAAGGAAAUUGUUGGAGAAUUUAUUCCCUUCAAAAAAUUUGGACAUUCAUCAUUUGAAAAUUUCAUUGUAUCGAUUCCAGAUGUUGUGAUAAUAGACAGACGGGGAGGGGAGGUAAUCCUGAAGGCAAGAGCAGACGAGGCCACUUCCCAUGUGCAGAAACUGAUCUCAAAACAGCGGGGAAAGAAACUCAAGAAGCCAGCAAGGAGACCUAGAGGUGGAGGGGCGGGGCAGUACCUCUCUAGGGGUGGGGGUCGAGCCCCUCCCAGGGGAAGGCCGUAUGUCUACCCAACCACACCCAUACACAGACACGGCAUGCCCAGCUUCCUCCCACAGACACCAUCGCCUCAAAAGUUCUUCAGGAUGCCAAUUCUCCAUACUGAUUUGAGAAUCCAUGUGGGUAACUCCAGUGUUGGUACCAGGACAGUUGCAGUGAACAGACUGCUCAACACUGCCAUGACACAGGCAGCCAGGGAUACUGCCUCAUUCUCAAGACCUGGUGUUGGAGGCGGGAGGUCAAAUCUGCCACCUAGAUUCCGUAAGCAGUUGGAUCUGGCAGGUCAAGGUCAAGGUCACAGUCAGACUACGCCUUUUAGACGCUCGCCACCUAGAGGUCCAGAAUUUGCAAAAUUGGACAACGCCCAAGGAUAUGUUGAUGCUCUGAAGAAGUACCUUGAAGACACAUGUCAGACAAUGAAACACACCACACUCAAAUCAGGCAACGGUUACGUGUGCAGCCUUGAGAUUAACAGACGCACAUUCGGCAGUGAAGACAUUUUCCAGACAGCUCUGGAGGCAGAGGGUGCAGCCGCUAAAAGGGCACUGAUUGUCCUUGAAGUAAAAAGCCCAACAGACUGGAAGGGAGAGAUCGACUGGAAUGCCCCCAGCAUAAGGGGAGGUAACAAACACAUUGGAAGCUGGGCACAGGAAGUCAGUAAAGAGGAUAGCUUGACUGUAUUACCCCCGGAACAAAUUCAAAUGAUAAAGCUAAGAGUCAAAGAGAUAUUGAAGAAUAAGAAGAACGGCCUAUGGGCCACUGUGAUACCACAUUUCUACAUGGAAACAUAUAAAGAAGAGGCCCCCAAGGACCUGGGUACCCUGCUGAAGUCAUGGACUGACAUUGCCUAUGUAGAAAUGUUGCAAAACACAGAUCGGGAGAUUGUGUAUCCAAUUCUUGUUGACGAAAACAUGAAUGCUGAGCGACCUAAGCUCAAGUCAGUAGUGAUCAAAGUAGAGAAGGACCCCUAUAAAUCCGAGGAAAAGUCUAAAAUGAAAUCUGUUGUUAUCAAAAUUGAAAAGUCACUAACCAUCCCCCGUGUGUUGCUGAUUGAUGCGGACACAACCCAGGUCACCCUGUACACCACAUUUGUUGACCACCCCGGCUGCUUCUACUGCCAACGUGAGGACAGUAUCAUAGACACCAUUAGUCAGGCCCUGCAAGCCCACUGUAAGGUGGCAGGAGCUGUAGACGCAAAGUCUUUGAAGAAGGGGCAGUUCUGUGCGGGGUUGUUUAGUGGGGACGGAAUGUGGACACGGGCCGAGAUUCUGGAGGUCAAAGAUAAUGGUAUGUUAGAGCUGCUGUUUGUUGACUAUGGCAACACAGAUGAUGUCAAGGUUGAGGACAUCCGAUGGUUGUCCCCGGAAACAGCCCAGUUUCCCCCGCAGGCCAUUAACUGCUGCCUCUACGGCAUUGAACCUUUACAGGGAGAAACUGCAUGGAGUUCUAAGGCGACUGAAUUGUUUGAGGAGUUAGUGGGAGAAGAAGCACUUGUGGGAUUCACUAAAACUAUUUAUGAGGAGGACUUAUUGGUUGAGUUUGAGUUAUUCCUGAAAUCUGACAUGUCGCAGAGUAUCAACAACAAACUGGUGCAAGCCGAAGUGGCCUACAUGUGCUGCCCUGACCUACAAACAGUUGCCAACGAAGACGAUUUUCACCCUGAUGACAUCACGCUGCCAGACGAGAAUGAAUGGGAUGUUCACGUGACCUUCCUCAGCUCAUCAACUGACUCUGUCAUGCUUCGACUGGUCGGUGAUAACUACAGCGACAAACUGGUCGCCUUCCAGUCUGUGCUGCAGGAGGCAUUCAAAGACAGCUGUGAGGAAACACCAUUGCAGGAGAACGUUACCUAUGUCGCCCUUGACGACGACCUUUACCAUAGGGUCAGGGUCAUCUCUAAGGGAGAGCAGAAGGUCUCCUGUUAUUUCCUGGACAAUGGUGAUACAGAUGAUUUCCUACCUGAACAACUGCAUGUACUGGAUCCAAAAAUCAACAAAAUGUUGCCAUAUCAGGCAGUAGAAGUACGUCUGUACGGCCUAGAUGACGUGUGCACCAACAUUACUACCCUCGAUAGUCUGGUGGAAUUGGCCAUAGGGAAGACCCUUGUAGCUGAAGUCAUUGAACGAGACGAAAUUCCCUCUGUAGUCCUGUAUGAUACCUCAGGGGAUGUUGAUAUAAACAUCAAUGAAACCAUUUUGCGCACUAUCGAAUCUGAAGGAGGCGGUAUCGAUACUCCAAGGACAGUUUCUCCAAGUCCAAAGAACUCUGCAACUGCUACACCCACUAGCGUGCUCUCUCCUGUUCCAAAUAUAGACACAAAAAUUGAUGAAUCCAAGAACCGUAACCCUGCCAUAAAUGAUGUUGCAAGUGCAAAGUCUGUUCAGAAAUUGACUGUGAAUGCUCAAGAUAUAAAAUCCUUGGACAGUGAUAUAAAAAGUUUGAGAUUAGCAAAUGGGAGCAUGGAUCAAGAAAAUAACAAUUUACAGCAGCCCAGUGAAAAUUUGAAGAGGGCUAUUACAAAAAAUCCAGCCAAGAUGGAUCAAAGUGAACUUAAACAGUUUAAAAUGCCAGAUGUUGGGGAAUAUUUUGAUGUUCACAUCAACUUUGUGAAUGACCCUCACAAUUUUGUAUGUAUACCAUACAAUGAAAUGGGCAGACUCAAUAAGUUGCUGGUAGAUAUGCUGAAGUUUUAUCCAGAGUAUAAUGCUGCCCAGCUCAGUAGAGAUGAAAUCCAAGUUGGUAAGGUGUAUGCUGGUGUGAUUGACAAGAUAUGGUACCGUGUGAGAGCUGCAAGAAUUCUAGGGGAAGAUCUAGUGUCCGUGUACAAAGUGGACAUUGGUGAGCAUGCAGCCAUCUCAGUAUCUAGCCUCAAGCCACUGUUGCCCCAGUAUACGGCUCUACCCAUGAUGGCCCUGAAUGCCCGCCUUGGCAGCAUACAGUCUUCCACCCACAACUGGCUUGAAGCUGCCAAGUACAAGUUUAUUGAGCUAGCGCAGGGACAUGACCUUGUAGCGUUAGUACGGGGUUUAGACUCUGCCUCUGGAAUCGCUGAUUUGCGUCUAAUCGAUACCUCAAGUGAAAAGUUUGACAUUUGUAUUGACGAGGUGCUUGUUCGAUUUGGCUACGCAACUUUGGUUUGAUGUGGGCCUCAAAGUUAGACAGAUGUGUCUUUCAUGUAGAUUUGUUGGCAUCAUUCUGAAAUGAACUGUUAAAAGUCCAUAAACACUCAAAAUCAAUGAAUAUUUUGUACAAGAUUUUGAAAAAACAAGUUAACACAUAACAAAUCAAUGUUCCUUAUAACAAUAGCAAACAUUUUAACGUUAAAUAGGGUCUUGUAACAUUGAUUUAACGCGAUACAAAAUGCUGGUUUUUAUUUUUUUGUGUCACAAUAUAUUAAUUAACGGCUACGAUAUUCGAACAUUUAUGAGUGAACGCAAGAUUGGCUAAGCAAGAAUGACGUAGUUCUCAUGAAUAUGUCGUGUUUGCUUGUAAAUGUUCGGAUAUUGUGCAGGGAAAUUAACAUGGAAUAUAUUGUCGCACAAAAAAUAAAAACAAGCAUUUUGUAUCUCGUUAACUCUAUGUUACUAGACCACCACAAGCUUUGAAAUUUUGGCUAUGGAUUUACUUUAUUUUACAAAAUAUUUUGCGAAAUAUUUGUUUAUCUUGAGUAUUUAUGUUACUUUAAGCCCGAGUAAAGUUUUAAGAGCAUUAUUUCAAUGAAGUAUAUUGGUAUUGUUCGUUUGUACAACAAUUAUGACGAUCUUGUUUUAUUCAAUUAAUCGAACUUUUGUUGAAAUGUUGUCUCUAAGUGUAAGUUGUUAAAUUAUCUGAAAACCUCAAAAUUAUAACCUUGUUAAUGUUUUGUUCUUUAUGUGUUUGUUAUGCCAUUCGUUUAAGGCUUCGGACCAAGUACUUUUUUUAUAUAUUGACAGUGUGUGAUAAGUAUAUUAGACAGUUGUUUUAAAAGUCUGUUGUGUGUUUCUGUGCUAAAAGAAAUUAACACAUUGUAAUCGUGUCAUUAUAAUUCAAAGUGCUGCCUUUUUGGUUAGAAGAUGAUUUUAUCGACUUGUAUGUAUGAGAAUCGUUAACAAUAAUGGAGAUGUUUUUUAAUUAUAAAUUCAUACACUGAAAAGCACACUACUUAAAUACUUGUACACGUUGAAAAUAGAGUGUAACGUUAAAUAGUGUAAUACAUCCUCAGAGGAUGUAACCUAAACAACUAGAAGAUAGUGGUUAUGUACUUAAUACUAGUGCGUGACACAAACGGAUAAGUUUGAAUAAAAUAUGACAUACUUAAGAGAUUUUUUUGCGAAAUGUUUGUUUAGAAUAAUCAAGGUUUCCAAUGUACUGCAAAUGCAUGUUUUCAGGGCUUUAAUAAUGUGUAGUAGCAAUCAAAUAUUUGUAAGUUGUUAUUAUACCAUAACACAAAAAAGAGAGUUUAUUUCUUGUCAGAAUGUUAUAAAAUAGUAUUGACAAUUUUCCGAGACCCUCUGAACACAUGUAGUUUGAAUGCUACUAUUUAGACUUUUAAAUACUGUGUCAAUUCAUAGUGAAAUGAUUUUUCUAAUAUGGAAAAUUUUGACAAUCAGAUAAUUUUGUUGUUGUUGUUGAAAGGUCACUUAAAGGCAUUUCUUUAGUAAAUGCAUGUGACUACCUCAAAGAAGGGACUUUCUUAUAGUUGUUCUUAGAAAAUUGUUAAUGCCUAGUUUCACCUAUCAUUGACGAAAUCAUGACAAAUAAUGUGUAAUACACAGUUACACAUGUAUACAAUGCCAAGUUAAUGUUUCAUGAUACUAAUCUGUAUAAAUGUAUGUACCUUCUUUAUUAUUUCAUUAAAGCUUAUUUACUACA